ACCCCUCAAAUUAUUCUCAGCUGUAAAAGACGCUUUCUUGGCAAGUAUUUCAAAGGAAGAGUGCUAUAGCUGCACUAAUGGUCCUGAAGAUGCUGUAACCCAGAGGACCUGGGGCUGGAUGCGGCUCCGAACCCCGCGCGGUGUGUGAGGUGUGUGGUUUGAGGGGACCCCGCAGGGCGCAGCCUCUCCCCGCUGCUGCCCGUGAGGGGAGCGCCAUCCCCGCGGCCAGGUCUUCCUGCAAGCUGUUUUUCUCUAAUGAUCCGGUGAAGAUUGUGAAGGCAAAAGGCCAAUAUAUGUAUGAUGAGCAUGGAAGACAAUACCUUGACUGCAUAAACAACGUUGCUCACGUUGGGCACUGUCACCCUGAUAUAGUUAAAGCAGCCCAUGAACAGAAUCAGUUGUUAAAUACAAAUUCUCGUUAUCUUCAUGACAACUUGGUUGAUUAUGCAGAGAGACUUUCAAAAACGCUACCUGAGAAAUUAUGCAUCUUCUAUUUUUUGAAUUCUGGAUCUGAAGCUAAUGAUCUUGCCCUGAGGUUGGCACGACAGUACACAAAACAUGAGGAUGUCAUCGUGUUAGAUCAUUCUGCCAAUUGUUUUUUAAGUGCUUACCAUGGACAUCUGACAUCUUUGAUUGACAUAAGCCCAUAUAAAUUCAGAAAUCUAGAAGGACAAAAGGAAUGGGUCCACGUGGCUCCUGUUCCAGACACAUACAGAGGACUUUACAGAGAAGACCACAAAGAUUCAGUGACAGCCUAUGCUGAUGAAGUGAAAAAUAUUAUUGAGCAUGCACAUAAGAGAGGCAGAAAGAUUGCUGCAUUUUUUGUUGAAUCUCUACCAAGCGUGGGAGGUCAAAUCAUUCCACCAGCAGGUUAUUUUCAAAAGGUUGCACAGUAUGUGCAUAAGGCAGGAGGUGUAUUUAUUGCUGAUGAAAUUCAGGUUGGCUUUGGCAGAGUUGGGAAGCAUUUCUGGGCAUUCCAGCUUCAAGGAGAAGACUUUAUACCUGACAUUGUCACUAUGGGGAAACCAAUAGGAAAUGGGCACCCUCUUGCCUGUGUAGCAACAACAAAGGAAAUUGCAGAAGCAUUUGCAGCCACAGGAGUGGAGUAUUUUAAUACAUUUGGUGGAAACCCUGUUUCCUGUGCCAUUGGAUUAGCUGUGCUAGAUGUGAUUGAGAAGGAACACCUUCAGGCUCACGCCACAGAGGUAGGCAACUUCUUGAUGAAGCUACUCAAGGAGCAGCAACUCAAGCAUCCCAUCAUUGGUGAUGUCAGGGGUUGUGGCUUAUUCAUUGGAGUGGACUUAAUCAAGGACCAAGCAGAAAGGACCCCAGCCCCAGCAGAAGCAGAGUAUCUGAUAACAAGACUUAAGGAAGAAUAUAUUCUACUGAGUACAGAUGGGCCAGGAAGAAAUGUGCUGAAAUUCAAGCCCCCAAUGUGCUUCAAUAUGGAGGAUGCAAAAUUUGUUGUGGAAACAAUGGACAAGAUACUAACAGAUAUGGAAAAAGGAUGUCUGAACCAACAGAAAACAUCUGCUUGUUCUACUUGAGCAGGUUUCAAACAAUGUUCAAGAUCUACUACUAAGAAACAUUAUUCUACUAUAAUAAUGCACAUUUAAUCUUCAUCCUAGCAUGUCUUAGAUCAGAUAAGUCACCUUUGAUUUUGUUAUUUUCAGUUAUCUUGUUUUUAGUAAAAUCUUCAGGAGAAAUAAAUUUUACAAGAGCUUGUCUCA
Molecule: messenger RNA, 1730 nt
Organism: Chiroxiphia lanceolata (lance-tailed manakin)
Lineage: Eukaryota; Metazoa; Chordata; Aves; Passeriformes; Pipridae
Gene: PHYKPL
Product: 5-phosphohydroxy-L-lysine phospho-lyase
Exons: 13
Coding region: 294-1547 (417 amino acids)
Cellular component (GO): mitochondrion
Molecular function (GO): pyridoxal phosphate binding; transaminase activity
Source: RefSeq, a predicted model, not a curated record